UUGAACCCAGAAAAAUACAUGAAAUCAGAACUGAGGCCAGAAGCGCCCGUUUAUAUUCCCGUCUUAAAAAAUGAAGCCCAAUCGCCAGGUUCACCCUCAAAGGAACCGCAAUGUUCCAGAUACUCCAGAAGAUCAGUAAGACUAUUAAAUAGCGUGCUUAACAGUCCGCGACCUAUUUUAGGAACGAAACCGCCGUUUCCCAGGGCUAUCGUUGGCAGAAAAAAGGAGGAAAAUGGAAAGAAAGAUGAAGCCGAGGAAUUCAUUGGGAAGGAGUUUAGAUCGCUUACGAGAAACUUGCAAAGGAUGAAAAUGAAGGAAGACAAUAGCACUCCAAAGAAAAAGGACACAUGUUGUUUGUAAGCUGUUUAAAUUAAUAAAUUUAUAGCAUGUUGACUGGCGAUAUUUUCACAAGAAAAUUGUAAAGUUUUAGUAUUACCUUAAAAUAAG
Molecule: messenger RNA, 447 nt
Organism: Brassicogethes aeneus
Lineage: Eukaryota; Metazoa; Arthropoda; Insecta; Coleoptera; Nitidulidae
Source: the annotation of a GenBank genome assembly